AUGUUCCCGUGGCGCCGGGCGGCCGCGUGCCUCCUGUUGGUGCUGCUGCUUGGCACCCUCUCGUGCCACCACGUAUCCACCGCACGGCCCGCACCGGCGGCCGCCGCGGCGGGGCUGCACCGGCACCCGAACGGCGCGGCGUGGCGCUCGUCGAAGCACCCGCGGGACGCCGGGCGGGGCAGCCGCGUCGCGGGCCUCGCCGAGCUGAAGAGCAACCUGGCGAGGUUCGGGUACAUGGAUCCCAGAGCGGGGCCCCACGACGACGCGUUCGACGGCCGCACGGAGGCCGCCGUGAAGCGGUACCAGUCCAGGCUCGGCCUGCCGGUCACCGGCCGGCUCGACGCCGCCACGCUCGGCCGGAUCACCUCGCCGCGCUGCGUCGUCGGCGACGGCCGCGUGUCCGUGCCCAUGUCGGACUCGAAGACCAGCCGGUUCACGUUCCUCGACGGCGAGCCGCGGUGGACGGGGCCGCCGGGCCAUCUGGUGCUGACGUACUCCAUCUCGCCGACGGCCGUCGGCUACCUGCCGCCCGAGGCCGUGCGCGCCGCGUUCCGGAGCGCGUUCGCGCGGUGGGCGGAGGUCAUCCCCGUGGAGUUCGUCGAGACCGACGUCUACUACAACCGCCAGGCCGACAUCAGGGUGAGCUUCUUCGAGGGCGACCACGGGGACGGCGCGCCGUUCGACGGGGAGGAAGGCGUCGUCGCCCAUGCCUACGGCCCCAUGGACGGACGAGUCCACUUCGACGCGGCGGAGCGUUGGACGGUGGACGUGGGCAGUGAAGCGGCGGGCUCGUCGACCAUGGACCUGGAGUCCGUGGCGACGCACGAGAUCGGGCACAUCCUCGGGCUCGGGCACUCGUCGUCGCCGGAGGCGGUCAUGUACCCGUACAUCGACGCCGGCGAAAGGAAGGUGGAGCUCAGCGUGGAUGACAUCGAUGGUGUCCAGCUGCUGUACGGGUCCAACCCACUGUUCAGCAGGCACGAGCAACACGCCCCCGCACCGCCGCGGAGGAGCGACCCCUCUCCUUCUCCGUCUGCGUCGUCGCCGGGGAGAGGAAGCAGGCUUGCUGGUUCAGUUAGCUUUGUUGGCGUAGUCUUAGUCAUGCUAGUGACACACAUGUAA
Molecule: messenger RNA, 1122 nt
Organism: Setaria italica (foxtail millet)
Lineage: Eukaryota; Viridiplantae; Streptophyta; Magnoliopsida; Poales; Poaceae
Product: metalloendoproteinase 1-MMP
Exons: 1
Coding region: 1-1122 (373 amino acids)
Biological process (GO): extracellular matrix organization; collagen catabolic process; proteolysis
Cellular component (GO): extracellular matrix
Molecular function (GO): zinc ion binding; metalloendopeptidase activity
Source: RefSeq, a predicted model, not a curated record